CAUGUUCCUUCACAUGGUACAAGAACAUGUUCCUUCAGAUGGUACAAGAACAUGUUCCUUCAGAUGGUACAAGAACAUGUUCCCCAGAUGGUACAAGAACAUGUUCCUCCAGAUGGUACAAGAACAUGUUCCUCCAGAUGGUACAAGAACAUGUUCCCCCAGAUUGUACAAGAACAUGUUCCUUCAGAUGGUACAAGAACAUGUUCCCCCAGAUUGUACAAGAACAUGUUCCCCCAGAUUGUACAAGAACAUGUUCCUUCAGAUGGUACAAGAACAUGUUCCUCCAGAUGUUACAAGAACAUGUUCCUUCAGAUGGUACAAGAACAUGUUCCUCCAGAUGGUACAAGAACAUGUUCCUCCAGAUGGUACAAGAACAUGUUCCUCCAGAUGGUACAAGAACAUGUUCCUCCAGAUGGUACAAGAACAUGUUCCCCCAGAUGGUACAAGAACAUGUUCCCCCAGAUUGUACAAGAACAUGUUCCUUCAGAUGGUACAAGAACAUGUUCCCCCAGAUUGUACAAGAACAUGUUCCUUGAGAUGGUACAAGAACAUGUUCCUCCAGAUGGUACAAGAACAUGUUAGCCCAGAUGGUAAAAGAACAUGUUCCUUCAAAUGGUACAAGAACAUGAUGUUCCUCUAG
Molecule: messenger RNA, 640 nt
Organism: Haliotis rubra (blacklip abalone)
Lineage: Eukaryota; Metazoa; Mollusca; Gastropoda; Lepetellida; Haliotidae
Exons: 4
Coding region: 2-640 (212 amino acids)
Source: RefSeq, a predicted model, not a curated record